Bemisia tabaci is the source of this 3363-nucleotide messenger RNA. It is a transcript of the gene mIF2, whose product is annotated as mitochondrial translation initiation factor 2. The record is from RefSeq and is a predicted model, not a curated record. Lineage: Eukaryota; Metazoa; Arthropoda; Insecta; Hemiptera; Aleyrodidae. Gene Ontology annotation, cellular component: cytoplasm. Gene Ontology annotation, biological process: translational initiation. Gene Ontology annotation, molecular function: GTP binding; translation initiation factor activity; GTPase activity.
UCUGUACCUUCUGUGCUCGGUGAAACAUAAUAUUAUCCCAUCUACUUUCAAUUGUUGAUUCUGAAUCUCUAAAAAUCUUCGUCAAAGAAGAACAUAUUCUGUUCAGUCUAGACUAGGCUCAUAUGACCAAAGCAGUUAUGAGCCACUAACACUGGGUCUGUCAAUUUUGAAUUUCAUUGUACCCAUUUUUCAUUUCGGCUGAAAUUUGUUUGUAUUCAUGAAAACUCCUACUCACACAUCUUAAUGUAAAGUUUUCAUAUGAUUUGUAAUUAGUAUUAGGGUGCAUUCUUGCAAAAUGAAACCCACUUUUUUGCGCAGCUUCAACACUAAACAAUAUUUUAACAUUUUAUGCUCAUAUGCACCAGUCAUUGGUUCUUCCUUCAAACUGAGAGCAAGUUCUGUGAGCCCUCAUGAUGUCCACCAAUUCUUACCUUGUCGGAGUCUCUGGUGCUCUCCAGUAUUGUGCAAGAGACGAAAGACAAGAGAGGAACGGAAGAACCCAACCCUCUUAGUUUACACACCCAAAAAAUUAAACGCACCGGUCAUUGGUGUUUGGCAAGGAAUAACUGUUAAAGAACUUGCUAAAGUGUGUGAACGCAGUGUUGACUCAGUUCUUGAAGCUUUAUCAUAUGAUGAAACAGAAUUCUUAUACUUCCGUCCAUCCUCCCAAUUGACAGAUUUCAAAAUCAUUCAAAGGGCACUGAAACGUCUAGGUAUGAAAAUGAAGAUAAUCGCCAAUCCAAGUCAGACUUUUCAAUUCGAUGGACCCCUUGAAGCUGACAUUCAAAGACGCCACUUAAAACCUCAUGUAGAACUGGUACCGCGACCUCCGGUUGUUACAGUCAUGGGCCAUGUUGAUCAUGGGAAAACAUCUUUACUUGAUGCGCUUAGAAAUAGUAAUGUGGUUGCCUCUGAAUUCGGAGGAAUUACUCAACAUAUAGGAGCAUUUCAAGUCAAACUAAGUUCUGGCGCUAAAGUUACUUUCUUAGAUACACCUGGACACGCUGCUUUCAAAGCAAUGCGAAACCGUGGUGCCCAGUGUACAGAUAUUGUAGUCCUGGUUGUUGCAGCGGAUGAUGGUGUGAUGGAGCAGACUUUAGAAUCAAUCAAGAUGGCGAAUGAUGCUCAAGUGCCGAUGAUAAUUGCUAUAAACAAAAUAGACAAACAUGGUGCAAAUAUUGAGAAGACAAAACAAAUGUUGAUUAAUAAUCAUGUAAUGCUAGAAGAAGCAGGUGGAGAUACUCAAGUUGUUCCCAUCUCCGCAAAACAGAAGUUAAAUCUCGACAAGCUAGUGGAAGCAAUCAGCGUUCAAGCCCAGGUUAUGGACCUAAGGGCUGACUAUGAAGGUCUUGUUGAAGGAGUUAUCAUAGAAUCAAAAAUUGAUCCUCAUCGAGGUAAGUUAGCCACCGUUCUUGUUCAGCAUGGUACUCUGAAAAAAGGUGAUAUUCUCAUCGCAGGACUAGCUUGGGCUAAAGUGCGGAACAUGUUUGAUGAAUCACGCACCGCAGUUACAAGUGCUCCCCCGUCUUUUCCGGUAGAAGUCAUGGGCUGGCGAGAUUUACCCCAAGCUGGAGACAUCGUGCUAGAAGUAGAGACGGAGGCGAAAGCUCGCCAAGUCCUAGAAUUUCGGCACAAAAGAGAAGAGGAGAAAAAGAUCAAAGAAGACCUUAAAGUCAUUGAAGCGAAAAGGGAAGAACAUCAUAAAAUUUACCAAGCUGAAGUUGAAGAGCGGCGUAAGAUGGGAUUUUUCAAAACCAGGCGUGUCAGAACUGCCAAACAAGUGGAGGAAGAAUUUCCACAUCUGAAUAUUCUUGUCAAAGGUGAUGUGGCUGGUUCUGUUGAAGCCAUUAUCAAUGUUAUUGGAACUUAUUAUGAUCCAAGAUGUCGUUUAGAUGUAGUGUCAGAAGAAGUUGGAGCUGUAUCUUUGAGUGACGUUGAAGUUGCGCAGGCUUUUGAUGCAAUUAUUUAUGCCUUUAAUGUUGAUACUUUCAAAGAUGCAAAGGUGGCAGCAGAGAAAAACAAUGUCACCAUUAAGAACAUAAAUGUCAUUUACAAAGUUAUAGAUGAUUUGAAAGAGGAACUCAGUAAAAGAUUGCCGGUUGAAAAAGGUGAAAAUAUCAUUGGAGAGGCGGUAGUGCAACAGAACUUUUUUGUCACUGAAAAUAGAAAAAAGUGUUCUGUUGCUGGGUGCCGCUGUACUACAGGAAAUCUGAAAAAGUCUGAGAAAUUCAAAGUAGUCCGUGAUGGGAAAACGGUUUUAGACGGUAUGCUCCUAUCAAUGAAACAUUUUAAGAAUGAAGUCGGAACGAUAAAAGAAAAUCUUGAGUGUGGGCUGAUGUUUGAAGAUACUGAAUUUGAGUUUCUGCCUGGAGACAAAAUAGUUUGCUAUUCACUAUAUGACAUACCUCAAAAAAUUCGGUGGGAUCCAGGUUUUUAAGGAAACGCUCUACGCCACUGAUCACCAAUUUAAGGCCCUCAAAACCUAAUUCUUUGUAAAGUGCCUGGCAAAAAUUGUCCUUUCCUGUAAAUUAUCUUGAUAAUGAUGUGAUGCCUAAUAAUGACAAAAAAAAUUUGAUUACAAGUUUCAUAAUGUUAAAAAUAGGAGUUGUUCUUCAUAUUUCUCAAAGUUCUCACUCUUUUUUUGCUGUUUAAUUCCUAAGUGAAACCUCAUGUAAAAUAUUAUUCUGAAGUUUGGCAACCAAACUUUGCAGAUUUCAAGCCCAUAUAUUUUAAUUAAAAUCAGUAAUGGGUUUUAAUAGCUGAUCCAGCUCCUGUAAAAUUGUUCUGAAAAUGUUCAGGUGUACCAAAGCUGAAUUUUUUAUUUUUUAUCAGGAAAUACUUACCUAUAAUGUGUCUAGGGGCUCCUUUGCUUCAUUUUACAGGAGGUUAACGAGGCUUUAUACACAGGGUGAUCCAGAACUCCCGUACCACCAGGCACCUCCCUGUGAAUUUUGAACCCCCAAAAUUUUAAAGAGACCAUCCAGAAAAGGGGCAAGAACCUCAGGGGUCUUUAGGGAGGUGAGGGACUAAAGGAUCACCCUGCAUUUAUUGAAAUAAUGCUAGAGUCCAUUUCAUGGAGGAUUAGAACUAGCGGUGUUCGUCUGCAUUUGUACAACAAGAUUAUGUUAUUUCCUCUUUCUCCUCUUACACUAAGCGGUCAAUGAAGGAAUCAGACUCUAGAUUUCAGGGAAAAGAUUAAAAGAUUGCCUAGUUAUUUCACUGUAUCUUCGUUACUUAAGUUUGUAUGUAUUUACAGUGGUAGAUUAUAUUGCUUCUGAGAUUGUUAGUAAGUGAGUAACAAAAGAAUAUAUUUCCUAUUUUGUUUCUCAUCAAUGUUAAAGAAUAAAUCUUAUUUUCCAACAA